Messenger RNA from Drosophila obscura, 302 nucleotides. RefSeq lists its product as uncharacterized. NCBI's taxonomy places the organism in Eukaryota, Metazoa, Arthropoda, Insecta, Diptera, Drosophilidae. The coding region runs from base 3 to 260 and encodes 85 amino acids. The record is from RefSeq and is a predicted model, not a curated record. The transcript has a single exon.
CAAUGGAGCUGCGUUUAUUUGUGCUGAUUGCUCUGACGGUAUUAUUUCAAGGACAAAGUCAAGGACAACUCGUGCCGGGGCUUCGUACAGGCCUUGUCCCAGUGCUGGAAAAUGGACAGAUUCGAGUAGUGCAAUAUCUCGAUAUAGCAAGUACUGUCACACCAGAGACUGUGAAGGAACAAUUCAGUAGAAGACAUUUGACUCUGGCAAAACCACUUAAGACUGGCUCAAGUGCUCAAGCCAAUUUGCCCAAUUGGUAAAUUAAAAAAAGCUUAAAAGCACUUUGUCAGGGAAAUGUAUAG